AUGAGAAGCUCGCCUUCGAUGGAACCGAUUGCCAUCCCGCUUUCAGUGCAAACAGAGCCGAUUUUGACAACAAACUGCAACGACAACGUUCGCUGGGAAGUUCAACUCAAGACCGAGGAGAAAAUUCUCCCACAGCAAAUAAAAAUCACCGUCUUUGGCAACACAAUCAAAAUCACGGGCGAGUUUGAGAAGUCGAUCGAAAUACCCAGCGAUGUCGAAAUAUCGAAAAUACGGACUUGGAUCAAGGACAAAUCUCUUUUCAUUUCUGGUGCAAAGAAACAAGCUAAACCGGUUCAAGCAGCAUCUAAAAUGAGCGCGCCGACGAAUAGACUCAUUACGAACUCGGCCGACAAAUGGGAGCUGCAUGUGGAUUUGGGAGAAAAUUGUCCUGAUCCUAAUGAUUUGUCGAUUAUCGUUAAGCAGAACUUUUUGUGUAUUUACAUUGGAAGAGGCGACGCCGAGAAAAUCCUGCACGACCGAGUAGCUAUUCCAGCGAAUGUCAAACCAAAGAACAUUCAAACUGCGAUCAAAGGCAAAGUCCUUGUCGUUUCUGCUCCCAAAGGACUUUCAAAGCCAACAAUGUUUAAUUCUACAGCUGAUAUUGACCUGUUUCCCGGCGGCUUUCAGAUAAUAAGUGGUGGCUGA
Molecule: messenger RNA, 645 nt
Organism: Oikopleura dioica
Lineage: Eukaryota; Metazoa; Chordata; Appendicularia; Copelata; Oikopleuridae
Source: the annotation of a GenBank genome assembly